AUGUCGACAGAUCCCAAAUUCGACGAGCUCCAUAAAGGUCUCUUUGAGGAGGGCCUGAAAAUGCGAAGGAGUGUUGUGGGCGAUGAAUAUGUCAAUCGAGCAUUGGAGAACGGGUCCACAGAGUUCUCGCGAGCAGGACAGGAACUCGUCACGGAGAUGUGCUGGGGUUAUGCAUGGACCCGGCCAGGGCUCACGAAGCAACAACGGAGCCUGAUCAACAUUGGAAUGCUCAUGGCCCUCAAUCGUGCGCCAGAGCUCGCUGUACACGUCAGAGGCGCUAGGAACAAUGGAUUGUCUGAGUUGGAGAUUCGCGAGGCCAUCAUCCACGCGACCACGUACUGCGGCGUCCCUGCCGGUGUUGACGCGAUGAAGACGGCCGAGAAGGUGCUAAACGAGAUGGCAGAGAAGGGAGAAAUGCCUCGAGAGCUUGGGAAGCGAAGUGAUCGCGCAUAA
Messenger RNA from Plenodomus lingam JN3, 453 nucleotides. RefSeq lists its product as uncharacterized. The record is from RefSeq and is a predicted model, not a curated record. Gene Ontology annotation, molecular function: peroxiredoxin activity. Lineage: Eukaryota; Fungi; Ascomycota; Dothideomycetes; Pleosporales; Leptosphaeriaceae.